Messenger RNA from Camelina sativa (false flax), 2430 nucleotides. The record is from RefSeq and is a predicted model, not a curated record. Lineage: Eukaryota; Viridiplantae; Streptophyta; Magnoliopsida; Brassicales; Brassicaceae.
ACGAAUAUUAGAUGAUUAUCAGAAAAAAGUACAUAAUCAAAUCAAAAGCCUUAAUUAAUCACACAAAAGUCUAAACCUUUAUUAUUCUUGAGAGGACCAAAAAAAAAAAAAAAACGAAAACUUUACGCCGCAGGAAACGAGGAAGACGGUGUUGUUUCUAGAUUCGCUGCUUCUUCUUCUCAGAGAAUAGAGAAGAUAAUCUUCUGGUUCGAUGGGGAAUAUGCUAACGGCUGGUUCUAGGGUUUCUGAAAACAAAGAACGAGGUGGUGAUUCUGAUAAGCAAUUGAAGGAGGAAGAUGAUGUUAAGAUGGAGGAUGUUAACGACGACGACGACGACUCUGAACGAAUCGAAGAUAAUGUGAUGAGUGAGGUUUCAUCUUUGAGAGAUAAUUUUGAAGAAAUAGAGGUAUUAGAAAACGGGUUCCAUGUGGGAGAUUUUGUGUGGGGAGAAGGAGUCAAUGGUCAACGAUGGUGGCCAGGUCAGAUUUAUGAUUCUUUACAUGCUUCAGACUUGGCUUUGAAGACAAUGCAAAAGGGUAGAUUACUUGUGGCUUAUUUUGGAGAUGGGAGCUUUGCUUGGUGUAAUCCAUUGGAGUUGAAACCGUUUCUUGAGAAUUUCAAUGAGUUUUCGAAGAUGAGUGGUUCUAGAGGGUUUAUCAGUGCUGUGGAAGAAGCUGUGAGGGAGAUUGGUGAACAUGUUGAGCAGUUUUUGGUUUGUGAUGAUGAGGCGGCAGCUCUGGUUAGUUCUGUAGCUGUGAAUUCUGGAGUUAAGGAUGGUGUUGUUGUGCCUGAUGUUAGAAGAGAGAUUGUAUCCUCUUUGGUUCUUGAAAAUCAUGGUGUUGUUCUUGAUGAUGUGAAAGGCCUUGCGAAGACGGUUAGUUAUAGUGAUUUGUUAGAGUUUGAGGUUUUGAAGAGGAAAAUAUCAGCGUUUUAUCGGUGUAAAGGAAGAUUUGAUUUAGCUAAGUAUGAUGAACAUCAAUAUAUCAUAGGACUUGAAGACAAAGAGGAGGAUGAGUCUUUCCAGCUGAGACCAUUGAGAAAGUGUUCAGGGUUUGUUAGGAAAAAUAGGAAAUGUGGUGAUGUAGCAACCACUGGCUCGACUACCCGGCGGUGGAGAAGACUGAGUGAAGUUUCGAAGGUUGAAAACGCUGAGGAAGAACUUAGUAAUGGGAAGAGUUUGUCGUCGAGGAAGAGAAAGAGCCAAAAGGGUGUUGUUAAUGAUAGUAAUGAUGAUGAGGAGAUUGUGAAAAGAGUAGAGUCAAAUGACUCAAACCAUCUAGAAGAGAGUGAGAGGAAAGAUGAUGGUUCAGGUAUCGAAAUUGAUGUUAAUUUAGUAACUCCAUUGGCUUCACUCAGCAAAAGGCUCAAGAUUGAUGUUUCGUCAAGUGUUGAAAGGAACAAUGACAAUGGCGAGACUUUACUGCAGACAGGUAAAAGACAGAGGAAGAAAAGCAAGUAUCUUUCGCCUGAAUACAUGACAGACUUUAGUUGCAGAGCGAGGAAGAGCAAUUUAGAAUCAGCAGAGCGAGUGACGCCUGAAAAAGCCGUUGAUAUUGUGAAAUUGGGAGAUACGGCAGAGGAAAUGCUGGAUCUAAUUCGAGGAGUGGCUCUCAGUACAAAAUAUCCAGAAGACUAUACUAGCUCAUGUGACAUGGUGAGAGAGUUUGUGUCCAUGUAUCGAAGCUUUACAUAUCAUAAAGGGGCCAUUCACGAGAGGAACCUUUCAGAUGGAGAGAAUCAGCCUGAAGUAAUGGAUGAGAAAGAGCAAACGAGAGAUGAACCGAAUGAGAAGCAAGUUUCAGGUGUUGAGCUAUUUAUUAAGACUGAUCUUGGCUCUAGUCUGCCUUCAAAAGAUGAUUUGAUCAAAACAUAUAAAAAGUUUGGUCCUUUGGACAUGGAGAGAAGCUGUAUCUUGGACAAUAACUCAACCGCAGUCAUUGCAUUCUUGAAUGUAUCUGAUGGAGAAGAAGCUUUUUUCAAGACAAAAGAGAAAUACCCAUUUGCUGCUACUUCCACCGUUACGUUCAAGCUCAAGUAUUCAUCUUCUGCUUUAUCAUCGCCUGAAACCACUAAUGAGAAGACGGAAACCGAAACAACAAAGGGCGUAACGGAAAUCGAGUGUUUGAAAGAGAAGCUUGAAGAGAUAAGAUCAUUGCUGGAUCAAUCAGAGGGAAUGAUUACAGAAGAAGUGAAGAUGAAGCUUCAAGACGAAUCAAGAAACUUGCUUGACAAGGUAAGCAAGAUGAUUAUUGUUCGUUCGUCUUAAAUUAGUUUUGAUUGAAGAAGACUUUUUUAGCUUUUACUAGGAGACAGAAAGUUCCAAAACCCUGAGACUAUUUUGCAUAUGCAAAGAACAAAUGGAGAGAAAAAGUGAAAAUUUCCAUUCCCUUAAAAUCAUUUGGUUAUUUUCUAGGCCCAAUGGGCCUCUGA